Molecule: messenger RNA, 1362 nt
Organism: Suillus paluster
Lineage: Eukaryota; Fungi; Basidiomycota; Agaricomycetes; Boletales; Suillaceae
Exons: 7
Coding region: 117-1241 (374 amino acids)
Biological process (GO): GDP-mannose metabolic process
Molecular function (GO): GDP-mannose 4,6-dehydratase activity
Source: RefSeq, a predicted model, not a curated record
UUUCUACACUGUCCGAUCUACUUACAUAGUACAUCCUUACGGUAUCUCCAUAUAUACUCAAGUGCAACACCGUCUGAGUGUAAUUUGGACAUCCACCACCAUCAAUACUCGUCAGAAUGUCCUCUGACAUCGCUCGCGCUCCGUUGAUGAAAAUUGAUCUCCCUUCCCCCGAGGAGUUCAGGAAGAGGAAAGUUGCGCUGAUCUCUGGAAUAACUGGUCAAGAUGGAUCGUAUUUGGCGGAGCUUCUUCUGGAGAAGGGAUAUGAAGUGCAUGGCAUAAUCCGUCGCUCUUCCAGCUUCAAUACUGGUCGUCUAGAUUCUCUCUAUUCGGAUCAGCAUGAGCGACCUAACAAGUUUAAGUUGCACUAUGGUGAUCUCUCUGAUAGCACCAAUCUCGUCUACAUCCUCGCCCAGGUUCUCCCCUCGGAGAUCUACAACCUUGGCGCUCAAUCGCACGUCAAGGUCUCCUUCGAGAUGUCAGAAUACACUGCCGAUGUUGAUGGCGUCGGCACCUUACGCCUCCUUGACGCCAUCCGCACCGUCGGCCUCGAAAAACACACGCGGUUCUACCAGGCUUCGACAUCAGAACUCUACGGAAAGGUAGUCGAGACCCCGCAGAGUGAGACCACGCCGUUCUAUCCUCGCAGCCCAUAUGGUGUCGCCAAGCUGUACGCAUACUGGAUCACGGUAAACUACCGCGAGGCGUACGGCAUGUAUGCGUGCAAUGGAAUUCUUUUCAACCACGAAAGUCCAAGGCGAGGGAGGACGUUCGUCACGAGGAAGAUUACCAGGGCUGUUGCAGAUAUUAGUGUCGGUAAGCAGCAUUGCUUAUACCUCGGUAACAUUGAUGCGCAGAGAGACUGGGGACAUGCUAAGGACUAUGUUGAGGGCAUGUGGCGCAUGCUCCAGCAGCCUACGCCAGAAGACUUUGUUCUUGCCACCGGAGAGACUCACCCUGUGCGAGAGUUUGUCGAGAAAGCCUUCAUAGUUGCUGGGGUGACAAUAAAGUGGCGCAACUCUGGUGUCAAUGAAGAGGGUUAUGACGCUCAGACCGGGCGGGUGGUAGUUAAAGUUGACCCACAGUACUUCCGACCCGCAGAAGUCGACCUUCUCCUUGGCAACCCUGCCAAAGCCGAGCGUGUCCUCGGAUGGAAGCGCCAGGUCGACUUCGACUCCCUCGUGAAGGAGAUGGUAAUUGCUGAUUUGAAGGCGACGAAAAGCCUCGUGGAGGACCAGAACUGAGGAGAAUGCCAAGGCCAACAAAAGAUUUGCAACCGUGUAACCAUGUACAAUUCAAGGACUCUUUCGUGUGGACUGAUAUUCUAGCAUCGUAACAAUCCAAUAUCAUUGACGCAAUUCAAUU